AUGCCUACUCUCAGGAGAAGAGCUGCCUCACGGCCCGUCGAAGACGUCGACAUCGACGUUGACGAGACCAAGACUCGCGCGGUCGAACCUGUCGCGAGCAACCUCGAGACCCUGGCCACCGCGCCUGAUGGACAGCUCGAAGCGCUCGGCGUCGUCAAGGAUGCGACGGAGGUCACAACGAAGGAGGAGAUCACAGAGCAGAUCAGCGAAAGGGAUCGCGACCACCAGCACCCUAGACGACAGCGCUCGCACCUGCCUACCGCGCUACAGUUCCCCCUCGUCGCAGUCCUGAGCUUCAGCAUUUCGAGCUUGUGCUACAGCUUCCUCAGCGAGUGGAGUCGCGGAGAGCUGGCAGGCAUCUCCAAGAGCCUUGAUACCUGGGGAGAAGUCGCGACACUGGCGGGAUGGAGAAUAUUCGAGCUUGCUUUGGGCUGGUUCGGUAACUUCGACAGCUACGAUCUCGCUGCGCUCAACUUGCUCGCGCAUGGUCCACCGGUUUACCUCAUUGCAACUUUCUACAAGAUUAGCCCUGCCACUGCGAUCUCUGCGCUGGGCAUCGAGAUGCUUUCCACCUUCGUGCCAUUCCAGCUCCUUAGGCCUCUGUCAGGCGCGCACGCCGGCGCUAAGAACGUCGCCAACCGCGAACUCCUUUCCGACGUCUCGAUCACCAUCUUCACCACUGUCCUCGCGGCGGCCACCUACAGCGCCACCCUCUUUGUCUCGUACAAGACGUACCUGCCGACGGCACUGGUGAUGUACUUCAAGGGCCUGCCCACCUUGGAGCCCGCCUACGGUUCCAACUUCGUGGCCACGCUCCCUGUUACAUUGGCUUUCGGUAUCGCCGCGAAGACCUACAUCUUUACACCAUUUGUGGCGACCGGCAAGACCACGGAGGAUGGUAAGCUGGAGGAGUUCGACCCCGCCACGGCUACGCUGGGCGAGACCCUGGCUUGGAACCUGUGGGGCUACACCACACGCGCAAAGGUCGUCAUUUUCCGCACCACGGUGGCUAUGAUCUUGACGGGUGUCAACACAUACUUGCAGACUUUCAUGACGGUCAACGGCGUAGAGUCUUAUGGUGCUGCCCUUUACGCCGGUGCCUGGGUUGCUGCUGCAUUCCUCACAGGCGUCGGCCUCGGCUUCGUCGGUGGCGGAGAGGCAUAA
Molecule: messenger RNA, 1164 nt
Organism: Colletotrichum siamense
Lineage: Eukaryota; Fungi; Ascomycota; Sordariomycetes; Glomerellales; Glomerellaceae
Exons: 3
Coding region: 1-1164 (387 amino acids)
Source: RefSeq, a predicted model, not a curated record